Molecule: messenger RNA, 1596 nt
Organism: Colletotrichum acutatum
Lineage: Eukaryota; Fungi; Ascomycota; Sordariomycetes; Glomerellales; Glomerellaceae
Product: general substrate transporter
Exons: 3
Coding region: 1-1596 (531 amino acids)
Biological process (GO): myo-inositol import across plasma membrane
Cellular component (GO): membrane
Molecular function (GO): myo-inositol:proton symporter activity
Source: RefSeq, a predicted model, not a curated record
AUGGAGACCAAAGACUUCAAAGAAUUGGCCCAGCACAAGGAAACCGUAGCUGACGGCUCCUCUGAGAUUCAAGCCAGCCUGGAUGGGCUCGAUUCUAUCGAACAGACCCAAACGGGCAAGUUCUCGUGGCUAGUAUCCAUCACCGCGGCCAUCGGCGGCAUGCUCUUCGGCUACGAUACGGGCAUCAUAUCAGCCGUGUUAGUUUACAUCGACAAUGAUCUCGGGCACACCCUCUCCUCGUCUGAAAAGGAACUCAUCACGUCAAUCACCUCCGGUGGCGCCUUCAUCGGUGCCAUCUUUGCGGGAGCCACGGCAGACCGCUUCGGGCGCAAGAUUGCCAUCUACGUCGGCAGCUUCCUGUUCACUGCCGGCGCCAUCAUCCAAGCUGCCGCCAACUCGUUGGCUUUGAUGACCGUUGGUCGUCUGGUCGUUGGGUUUGGCGUCGGCUCCGCGGCCAUGAUCAUUCCGAUGUACAUUGCCGAGCUAUCCCCUGCCAAAUACCGCGGUCGUAUGAUUGGUCUCGACAACAUGUGCAUCACGGGCGGCCAACUAGUCAGCUAUGGCGUCGGUGCUGGCUUCGCGCACGUACAAGGCGGGUGGCGUUACAUGGUUGGCGGCGGCGCGAUUCCAGCCCUCAUCCUGGCGUGCAUGCUGCCCUUCUGCCCAGAAUCGCCAAGGCAGUUGAUCUAUCACGGCAAGGAACAAGAGGCCGAGAAGGUUAUUCGAAAGAUUUUCCCAAACGGAACGGACGAGCAAGUCCGGAUGAAAGUCCGUCAUAUCACCAUCCACGUCGAGGAGGCCAAGAACAUGAACGCUGGAAAGUCGCAAUGGUGGGUGCUUAAGCAGCUCUAUGUUGUCCCAGCGAACCUCCGCGCCCUGAUCGCGGCGUGUGGACUCAUGGCCAUCAGCCAGCUUUCCGGCUUCAACUCACUCAUGUAUUUCUCGCCAACCAUUUUCUCCCUCGUUGGAUUCAGUAACCCUGUGGCAGUUGGAACUAUCAUCGCCGGCACCAACUUCAUCUUUACGCUUGUCAACCUGUUACUCGUAGACCGCGUCGGUCGUCGCAGGAUUCUACUCUGCACGGUACAAUUCAUGGGUCUGUUCCUGGUCGUGGCCGCAGUCGCGUUCAAAUGGAUCCCUAUCAAUCAUGAUCUAUCCCUUGGAGAGAGGGCUACGAUUGGACCGCCGGCCAUCAUCGUUCUUGUGAGCAUGGUAUUCUUUGUCGCAUUCUACUCCUCGGGUAUCGGCAACACAGCUUGGCUGAGCAGCGAAUUCUUCCCAAUGGAGGUGCGCGCCAUGGGCACCAUGAUGCUGACGAUGAGCUGCUGGGGCUCCAACAUUAUCGUCGCCUCCACCUUCUUGACACAGAUGGAAAACACCACACCAUCUGGUGCGUUUGGAUUUUAUGCGGCCAUCUGCGUGCUCGGGUGGGUCUCGAUUUAUUUCUGCUACCCCGAGGUCAAGAACAUGACGCUGGAGAAUAUUCGCGAGGUGUUCAACCACGGGUUUGGUGUAAAACGUGCCAGGGAGCUUCAGAAGCAGAUGAAGGCUCAUCGAAACAUGGGAUCGGUUUCGGAGGAAAACGUCAAGGUGUAG